AUGUCAAAAGACUACUACGAGUAUGAAGAGUACUCUCGCCGCCGCCGUGAUUUCUCCCCGGAUAACUACUCUGGCGGCACCCCAAACUCUCAACAGCAGGGCCCUCCGCCUCCUGGAGCUCCUCCAUAUGCCUCAACAUCUCGUCUCGAUGACCCCUACUACGGUGGUGCGCCUCCUCCCCAGCGAGAGCGCAUGACUCUUGAGCCUCCUGAGCACCAGAACCGCCCGCGCUCUGUCCCGCCCAACACCGCCAUGGUCCGGCGCAGCCGGUCUCGCUCCCGUGCUCCUUCUGACGAUGAAGAUUACGACGAUAGACGUAGCUCCCGCAACCGUUCCCCGAGCCCCAUCACCCGCGCUCGUAACGUGGUUGAUGAGAACUUCUCUCACUCUGCGUCUGGCAUUGGCGCUGGCCUGCUGGGUGCCGUUGUCGGCGGUCUUGUGGCUCGCGAAGCCACCGAGGCUGCGACACGCCGUAAGCACAAAACACGCGGCUACGAGGAUGACAACGAGGACCGCACUCGUCUUGUCUCUACUAUUCUUGGCGCUGUAGCCGGCGGUCUUGGGGCUAAUGCCCUUGCCAAUCGUGUAGAGGAUUCGAGGGAGCGUGAUCGACGUCGUCAACUCGAAUGGGAGCGUGAGCGCAGCUACGUGCGGGAAGAAGAGAUGCCUCGGUACGAGCGAAGGAGGUCCGGUGAAAGGGAGAGAGAUAGGGAAGACAGUCGUCAGGAUCGUGAGCGCUACGACCGGAGCAGAGCGCUUGCGCAAAAAGAUGAUGAUGAUUAUGACUUUGUUUAUGACGAUCCACGAUAUGAAGAAAGGGAACCUCGGCAACGCAGAAGUGAAGACGGCUAUCGGUAUCGCCAAUAA
Fusarium coffeatum is the source of this 867-nucleotide messenger RNA. RefSeq lists its product as uncharacterized. The transcript has a single exon. The record is from RefSeq and is a predicted model, not a curated record. NCBI's taxonomy places the organism in Eukaryota, Fungi, Ascomycota, Sordariomycetes, Hypocreales, Nectriaceae. The coding region runs from base 1 to 867 and encodes 288 amino acids.